Molecule: messenger RNA, 3744 nt
Organism: Oncorhynchus nerka (sockeye salmon)
Lineage: Eukaryota; Metazoa; Chordata; Actinopteri; Salmoniformes; Salmonidae
Product: four and a half LIM domains protein 3-like
Exons: 6
Coding region: 170-1018 (282 amino acids)
Biological process (GO): actin cytoskeleton organization
Cellular component (GO): Z disc; nucleus; stress fiber
Molecular function (GO): transcription coregulator activity; actin binding
Source: RefSeq, a predicted model, not a curated record
CGCUACUUCUUCGGAGGAGUGUGAUCUUGACUGGCCAUCAUUUGGAGUCAAUUCAGCUGCUGGAGAAAAACUGCAAGCCACAGAUUGGUGACUGAAACCAAGGGACUACAUUUCGCAAAGUUCUCUGACACGCAAAGAGCUGGUGGAGGUGAAUCAGAAAUAAGACAACAUGAGUGACCGUUUUGACUGUGGUGAGUGCAAGGAGUCCCUGUACGGACGCAAAUACAUUCAGGUGGAGGGCGUUUCCCACUGCAUCCCCUGCUAUGACCGCCUGUAUGCCAACACAUGUCAGGAGUGCAAGGAGCUCAUCGCACACAACGCACGGGAGCUGUUCUACGAGGACAGGCACUACCACGAACACUGUUUCCGUUGUUUGCGCUGUGACCGCUCGCUGGUGGACGAGCCCUUCACCAGCCAGGAGGAGGCGCUGCUGUGCAAUGACUGCUACCACAAUGAGUUCUCGUCCAAGUGUGUGGCCUGCGACAAGACCGUCAUGCCAGGCUCAAAGAAGUUGGAGUAUGGGGGCUCUGCGUGGCACGAGGACUGCUUUGUGUGCCAUGGCUGUGAGAAGCCCAUCGGUGGCCAGUCCUUCAUCCCCGACAAAGACGACUACUACUGUGUACCCUGCUACGAGGGCAGGUUCACCCCGCGAUGCAGCCUCUGCAAAAAGGCGCUGGCCACAGGAGGCGUCAGCUACAAAGAUGAGACGUGGCACAAGGAGUGUUUGGUGUGCAACGGCUGUAAGAGCCCACUGGCGGGCCAGCCCUUCACCUCCCAGGGGGACACGCCCUACUGCGUCAAGUGCUUCAGCAGCCUCUACGCACAGAAGUGUGCCUCCUGUAACUCGCCCAUCACAGGGUUUGGCGAGGGGAAGUACAUUUCUUUCCAGGAUCGGCAGUGGCACCAGCCCUGCUUCAAGUGCUCCCACUGCUCUGUCUCUCUGGUUGGAUCCGGCUUCUUCCCUGACCGGGACCAGAUCCUUUGCGGCGACUGCAACAACGACCAAGAAGACCAAUGAGAAUCACUUUCUCUGUCCUUCAACUGUGCUUGACCAAUCACAAAUGUACAGUUAUAGCUAUCCCGUUUGUAACACACAGCGGUGACAUGACCACAUUUAAGAAAGCCUCUAAACCUCAACCUAUAUUUAAUACUACAUCACCCUAAAUAUAUACAGUACCAGUCAAACAUUUGGACACACCUACUCAUUCAAGGGUUUUUCUUUAUUUUUACUAUUUUAUACAUUGUAGAAUAAUAGUGAAGACAUCAAAACUAUGAAAUAACACAUGGAAUAAAUAAAUCAAAAUAUUUCAUAUUUGAGAUUCUUCAAAGUAGCCACCCUUUUCCUUGAUGACAGCAUUGCACACUUGGCAUUCUCUCAACCAGCUUCAUUAGGAAUGCUUUUCCAACAGUCUUGAAGUUCCUACAUAUGCUGAGCUCUUGUUGGCUGCUUUUCCUUCACUCUCCGGUCCAACUCAUCCUAAACCAUCUCAAUUGGUUGAGGUCGAGUGAUUGUGGAGGCCAGGUCAUCUGAUGCAGCACUCCAUCACUCUCCUUCUUGGUCAAAUAGCCAUUACACAGCCUGGAGGUGUGUUUUGGGUCAUUGUCCUGUUGAAAAACAAACAAUUCUCCACUAAGCUCAAAUCAGAUGGGAUGGCAUAUCGCUGCAGAAUGCUGUGGUAGCCAUGCUGGUUAAGUGUGCCUUGAAUUCUAAAUAAAUCACACACAGUGUCACCAGCAAAGCACCAUCUCACCUCCUCCUCCAUGCUUCACUGUGGGAACCACACAUGCAGAGAUCAUCCGGUCACCUACUCUGCGUCUCACAAAGACACGGCGGUUGGAAACAUAAAUCUCAAAUUUGGACUCAUCAGUACCAAAGGACAGAUUUCCACCAGUCUAAUAUCCAUUGCUCGUGUUUCUUGGCCCAAUCACGUCUCUUCUUAUUAAUGGUGUCCUUUAGUAGUGGUUUCUUUGCAGCAAUUCGACCAUGAAGGCCUGAUUCACGCAGUCUCCUCUGAACAGUUGAUUUUGAGAUGUGUUUAUUACUUGAACUCUGUGAAGCAUUUAUUGGGCUACAAUUUAUGAGGCAGGUAACUCUAAUGAACUUAUCCUCUUGAGCAGAGUUAACUCUGGGUCUUCCUUUCCUGUGGCGGUCCUCAUGAGAGCCAGUUUCAUCAUAGCCCUUGAUGGUUUUUGCGACUGCACAUGAAACUUUCAAAUAUCUUGACAUUUUCCAAGUUUGAAUGACCAUGUCUUAAAGUAAUGAUAGACUGUUGUUUCUCUUUGCUUAUUUGAGCUGUUCUUGCGAUAAUAUGGACUUGGUCUUUUGCCAAAUAGGGCUAUUUUAACGGUUGUUUGAAGAAGAGGACCAAGGUGCAGCGUGGUACGCGUUCAUGAUUUUAAUAAAACUGAACACUAGAACAAAAAACAAAGCGGCACAAAUGAAACAGUUCUGUCUGGUGCAGACACACAAAACAGAAAAUAACUACCCACAAAACACAAGUGGGAAAAGGCUACCUAAGUAUGGUUCUCAAUCAGAGACAACGAUAGACAGCUGCCUCUGAUUGAGACCCACACCCGGCCAAACACACAGAAAUAGAAAACAUAGAACACAAAACAUAGAAUGCCCACCCCAACUCACGCCCUUACCAAACCAAAAUAGAGACGUAAAAAGGAUCUCGAAGGUCAGGGCGAGACAGCUAUCUUCUGUAUAUCACCCAUACCUUGUCACAGCACAACUGAUUGGCUGAAAUGCAUUAAGAAGGAUAGAAAUUCCACAAAUUAACUUUUAGCAAGGCACACGUUAAUUGAAAUGCAUUCCAGGUGACUACCUCAUGAAGCUGGUUGAGAGAAUGCCAAGAGUGUGUAAAGUUGUCAUCAAGACAAAGGGUGGAUACUUUGAAGAAUCUCAAAUGUAAAAUAUAUUUUGAUUUGUUUAACACUUUUUCUGGUUACUACAUGAUUCCAUAUGUGUUAUUUCAUAGUUUUGAUGUCUUCACUAUUAUUCUAUGUAAAAAAUAGUACAAAUUAAAAAAAAAAAAACUUGAAUGAGUAGGUGUCCAAACUUUUGACCUGUACUGUAUAUAUCUUAAAAUAUAUAAUACACAUUUUCUUCAGUGUUGCAUGUAUGUCUAUGUUGUUAAACUGAUUUUCAAGCAUAAAAAGCACAUUGAAAUAUUUUUUACCCCUUUUUCUUCCCAAUUUUGUGGUAUCCAAGUGGUAGUUACAGUCUUGUCUCAACACUGCAACUCCCGUACGGACUUGAGAGAGACGAAGGUCGAGAGCCGUGCGUCCUCCGAAACACAACCUAACCAAGCCGCACUGCUUCUUGACACAAUGCCCACAACCCAGAAGCCAGCCGCACCAAUGUGUCGGAGGAAACGCCGUACACCGGGGGACUGUGUCAGCGAGCACUUGUAAGAAUACAUGAACUAUUCGUAUCCUGAAGGAGCUUACAUAUUAAUGCAGCUGACCUGAGCUCUGCCGAAAUAUGGCAUUAAUGAUGCACACACAGUCUGAACUAAAUAGUGUCUUAACAGCUGUAUUUUAUUGCAGCUAUAUCAAAAAGUAUCAAUCAGUCAAUUAUAUUUCUUUAUUAUUUUAUCACUUUCUUUCCUCUGUUUGCUGUAUUGUAACCAGUAAUAUUACAACUCUAAACCAAUCCAGUAUGUACUGUAAUAAUAACCCUAUUGGGUCAGAAUACUGUGUCUGUAAAGGUGGGCCAAAAUAAACACUUUGUAAGGCUUC